AUAGCCACGACGCCUUCCCCGCACAGCCUCAAGCCCGCCUCCACCCGGUCGCGGUCGCUGGGCGGCUGCGAGACCUGCCGCCGUCGGCAUGCCAAAUGUGAUGAGACACGACCAUCGUGUCAGAUGUGUGAGCGAGCUGGUCUCGUCUGCGAGCAGUAUGGCAUCCGACUUUUGUUUGAUUCCGGGGAGAGUCAAGGAUCGCGAUGUCGACGGCCGCUAUUCACCGAGCACUGCCGCCAGCAGAUGAGCGAGCAGCUGGUGGCUAGUCUCAACCCCCACAAUGUCAACACUGUGCUCUCUCGAUUGGAUGGAGACUGUGAGGAGAGGGACGAGGCACCUCCGACUCAGAGCUUUUUCACUCAGCUGGGGCCAUUUGGUGCCUUUCGUCUCGUUGUAUCUGAGCCUGGCCCCAGCCCCGGCUUGAUAGAAACUCUCCCAGCAGACUCGGAGUUACCACUGGUGGAGAUUCCCCCGGAAACUGGGCUCAAUCUCGCGCUGGAGGAUGCCUUUGCUAGUGACCCCUUACUCGAUUGCCUCUUUGGUAAUCUGGAUGUCGAUGGGUUCGGAGACCUGUCGACGCAGAACUUCUUCAGUGCUGCCAUGCCGCUAUCCGAGGGGGAUGACUUCUCCUCCCCAUCCCAGUCCCUCACCAGUGGCCUGCUGAUGGGGCCGUCGACCUCCUCGUCAAUAGGGCUAUCGUCUCCAUUCUUGUCGGCACCAAGUCUGCGGUCCCCUCCGACCGUUACUAAUCGCGCACCACCGGACGCUCCUUUCCUUCUGUCUGUCUACAAGCACGACGUAGUGCCACUUUUCUCGCCGAUCCGAUCGCGAAAGAAUCCCUGGGAGACCUUGUUUGUGUCUAGCGCCAUGGAGACUCUGGCCCGACUGACCAUGGGUGAGAGCGUUGCACCGACGCAGAUGACCAUCUUCAGCGCCAUCCUCGCCACGGGCGCCUUUGCCCAGCGAGGGGCCUCUGUCACCCGCAGCUCGGCCAACUAUUGGGGUGGGCAAGCAGAAGCCCUUGCGGCGGAGGCGCAAACCCACCUCAAGCGGGCCUUGCGAGACGCGUCAUCGACCGUCAAGAAGGUCAAGUACAAAGACAUCCUCAUCGCCCUCCUGUGCAUUCAUACCGUCUCUUCCCGCAAAGUCCGCCUGCUGCACCACUGCUACGUCUACCUACGCAUCUUUCACGAAAGCACCUCGGUGCUGCCCCCCGUGCCGCCGGACGGGGAGAUUGAUCAUGCCUCGCCGGAGGCUACCGUCGGCUCCAUCGCAUCCAGCCGGUCGUUCCGGCUUCGCCAAUGGGAAGGCCGUCUCGACCAACGCAUGGAGGAGCUCAAAGAGCCGCACCAGGGCGAGAACGACCUCCACUUGGAGAUCCCCGGGCGGUGGGACUCGACCAUGUAUCCGCAGGUGUUCGGGCUGCCGGAGCCGCCGUUCUUCCUCCUCUCGCAGGUAACUCGGCUAGGCAACGAGCGCGAUCUGGCCGACGCGGGCAGCAGCAGCAGCACACUGGACUUCAAACAGUUCAAUGCGCGGGCACGGAGUCUCGAGCGCUGUAUUUCCGCAUGGCGGCCGCCGGCCCUCGCCGGCGAGGUUGAUGGCACGUCGGAUGCGGUGGAGCGCGGCAACGCCCGCCGCAGCUCCCAGCUCAGCAGCGUGUUGCACAAAGCGUUGCUGAUUUUUUUCUACCGCCGAAUCUAUGAUGUGGAUCCGAUGAUACUGCAGGAUAAAGCGUGGCAGGUUCGGGAGGCGCUGGCCGAGUAUGACGAGGAAAUUGAGGGACAAAGUGCCUCGUCGUGCGUGGCGGCCCCGUUCCUGUGGGCGGCGUUUAUUGCCGCGUGCGAAGCGAUCGACCCGGCGUUGCAGAGCUGGUUUGUGCGGUGGUUCGAGUCGGCUACCCAGCGGAACAGCGUCGGGGUCUUCGAGCACGCGCUGGGCGCCAUCCGGCUGGUCUGGGAGCGCCAGCGUCAGAGUACGGGGAUUACGGCUAGCUGGCCGCAGAUCUUGCGCGAGGAGGGGAUCAGUUUAUAUUACAUAUAA
Messenger RNA from Aspergillus aculeatus ATCC 16872, 2043 nucleotides. Its product is annotated as Zn(II)2Cys6 transcription factor. Gene Ontology annotation, molecular function: DNA-binding transcription factor activity, RNA polymerase II-specific; zinc ion binding; transcription cis-regulatory region binding. Gene Ontology annotation, cellular component: nucleus. The transcript is spliced from 2 exons. Lineage: Eukaryota; Fungi; Ascomycota; Eurotiomycetes; Eurotiales; Aspergillaceae. Gene Ontology annotation, biological process: positive regulation of transcription by RNA polymerase II. The annotation marks the transcript as partial. The record is from RefSeq and is a predicted model, not a curated record.